GGGGUCCCGGGCUGCGUUCGCUCGGGGCCAGGCCGGGCGGGGAGGCCGGCCCAGCGGGCGGGAGGGUGGGGGCAGGCGGGGGCGGCUCCGUGGCUUCUCCCGCCGCUGCCGCCAAGGGGAGUUUCCAGGAAGUGGCCAUAUUGGAUCCAUUCAGCCGCAGCCGCCCGGGCGGAGCGCGUCCCGCAGCCGGCUCGUCCCCGUCGCGGCUCCGGCGCUCGCUCCAGCCCGGACGCCCCGGCAUUCGUUCGCCAUGGCGGCCACGGACCUGGAACGCUGCUCGAAUGUGGACCCGGAGCCCCGGAGCCUCUCGCUGGGUGGCCAUGUGGGCUUCGACAGCCUCCCGGACCAGCUGGUCAGCAAGUCGGUCACUCAGGGCUUCAGCUUCAACAUUCUCUGUGUGGGGGAGACCGGCAUUGGCAAGUCCACCCUGAUGAACACACUCUUCAACACGAACUUCGAGACUGAGGAGGCCAGCCAUCAUGAGGCCUGCGUGCGCCUGAGGCCCCAGACCUACGACCUGCAGGAGAGCAACGUGCACCUCAAGCUGACCAUCGUGGAUGCUGUGGGCUUCGGAGACCAGAUCAACAAGGAUGAGAGUUACAGGCCCAUCGUCGACUACAUUGACGCGCAGUUUGAAAGCUAUCUGCAGGAGGAGCUCAAGAUCCGCCGCUCUCUCUUCGACUACCACGACACCAGGGUCCACGUCUGCCUGUACUUCAUCACACCCACCGGGCACUCCCUCAAGUCCCUCGACCUGGUGACCAUGAAGAAGCUGGACAGCAAGGUGAACAUCAUCCCCAUCAUUGCCAAGGCUGACACCAUCUCCAAGAGCGAGCUCCACAAGUUCAAGAUCAAGAUCAUGGGCGAGCUGGUCAGCAACGGGGUUCAGAUCUACCAGUUUCCCACAGAUGACGAGGCUGUUGCAGAGAUCAACGCGGUCAUGAAUGCGCACCUGCCCUUUGCUGUGGUGGGCAGCACCGAGGAAGUGAAAGUGGGCAACAAGUUGGUGCGUGCCCGGCAGUACCCCUGGGGCGUGGUGCAGGUGGAGAACGAGAACCACUGUGACUUUGUGAAGCUGCGGGAGAUGCUGAUCCGCGUGAACAUGGAAGAUCUCCGUGAGCAGACCCACACCCGGCACUACGAGCUCUACCGGCGCUGCAAGCUCGAGGAGAUGGGCUUCCAGGACAGUGACGGAGACAGCCAGCCCUUCAGCCUACAGGAGACAUACGAGGCCAAGAGGAAGGAGUUCCUGAGCGAGCUGCAGAGGAAGGAGGAGGAGAUGAGGCAGAUGUUCGUCAACAAAGUGAAGGAGACAGAGCUGGAGCUGAAGGAGAAGGAGAGGGAGCUCCACGAGAAGUUCGAGCAUCUGAAGCGGAUCCACCAAGAGGAGAAGCGCAAGGUGGAGGAGAAGCGCCGGGAGCUGGAGGAGGAGAGCAGCGCCUUCAGCCGCAGGAAGCUGGAGGCCCUGCAGUCGCAGGCCUUGCAGGCUACCUCCCAGCAGCCCCUGCGCAAGGACAAGGAUAAGAAGAAUUAACGCACAUUCAGACUUAUGCGCUGAGGGUGGACUUUAGACUGUCAUGCGUUAAUUUGCUUGCGUUGCGCCCUGUGACCCUUCUCCCGUAACCCGGUGUGAGGAUGGACUGGGAGCCGGGACAGACGCCAGUGUUUACAGCCUCGCUUGGCGGCCCCGGGCCGCCCUUCUCUAUGCAAACUCAGAAAAGCCAUGAAUGCUGGAAUCCAAAACUGACAAGGUUUAUUUCUUUCAGAGCCAGUGGCUGGUCUUCCAUUUACAGUGUCACUAUCCCCUGAGGCAGCUGUGACGGGCCCUGCCGGGCAUGGCCCCAGCUGGCGGUGCCGGGCCUGAGCGUCUAGCAUCCAGCAGGAGUGUCCCGCCUGAGCGUCCAGCUUGUGGCGGGGCCCUUGGGACAGCCAUCCGGCCCAGUAGACAUGCUGCAUACUUUGCCUGUUCCCCUUCCUUUGAAUUUUUUCUAACCUCAAGCUUAAUUUUCAUAAUAACUUUCCAACACUUACACAUUUUUUUUCAUUUGGGCACCAGCAUAAAGACAAAUAAUACCCUCUCCAUUAUUUUCAUAAAGUAACCCAGAUUUCUUGGUUAUUUUUUAAACUAAAACUAUACCUCUAAACCUCCCUUGUGUACAAAGCACCCUCCUCGCCUACAGUAAACGAGCAGGGAGAGGUGGGCAAUAAACGUCCUAGAACAACAGUGUUGGGAAUUUCUUUCCGGAUGACAGUGGAGCCAGGGCACGAGCCCGGGCCACAUUUUCACUGUGAAUGUAAAUGGAACAGCAGCCCUCAGCCGCCGCCCGUGUGCCCUGCAGGUGCCACUUGUAAGCAGGGAUACCCACACCACGCAUGUGUUCCGUGUGAGAGUUUGACUUAGGUUCCCAGAGCAGGCCUGCAUGUUGCACAUGCGCAGGUGCUGGGAGGGGCAGGGCUGCGGCCUGCCAGCCACCAGCUCCUCCGUCCCAAGCUGCAGAGGUGGAGGAGCAAGUGGUCAACAAGCUUCCCACUCCAGCAGGACUCUGCAGAGCGUCGUUUGCGGAAAGUCCUCUGGUGUGGCAGGGAGACUUUGGAAAAAUGGGGUGGGAAAGAUGGCUGUACCUUUGGUGCAAAGACCUUGAAAUCCAUGCAGAGUUUUUGUUUUUCCUGGUGCGUAUAUUUCGUUAACCUUUUUUGAAGAAGACGUGUGCAUGGAUUACAAGAUUCGUUUGGCACCAAAAUAACCGCGUUUUCAUUCUGUUUUCCACGGACAUUUGGAAGUAACCCUUGAACUGGUAGCAUUGAAUCCUCUCUGCUCCUGUUGGUUUGCAAGUGAAGGCACAAGGGGGAUGUGCUGAGGAAUUGGGAAGAAAGGAGUCCUUCCACGGUGAUAUAGCCUGGCACCAGGCCCUGUCCCCCACAUGCCCUCACUGGGAAGCCCCCAGCCAUGCCCAUGUAGUACUGGGUUAUCUGUUUUCCAUGUGUCCUAUCUCCACAGCUCUCGGCUCUGUCUCCUUUCUGACUGGCCUGCUCUAGUGCUACCCAGGAUGCUCAGGUGUUGUGCCUUUCUCAGACGAUGUAAGAGAGGCGAAGGGCAGCCAAGAAGGGGCUGGGGCCUUCCUUCACCCUCAGCAGAGCAGGCUCUGCUGGUGCUGCCAGGGAGCAGCCCCAGGUGCUAUGCCCUGACCGGGAGGGCAUACUGAUUUUAUGGGGCUGGAGGCCUGCACUAUUUUGAAAGGAUUUCUUUAAGAAAGUCAGAUGUGGAGUUAGGCCCCAGGCCUCGGGAGGGCCCUAAAGACGUUGCCUCCUUGGCUUCAUAAUCAGUCCACUUCUGGCUGUGACCAAGAGUGGGGCUUCAGAGUGGCUCCUAACCAACGUGAGCCCGCAUAUCUAAGCAAACACGGUGGCCAGCAGCUCUUGCUGAGGGCCACACCUUGCCAGAGCAUGUAUGUAUAAUUGGGUCCUGCCUCUGUUAGGAGAGGUGGCCCAGUGCCCUGCUAGCAAGACCCCUGGCUCAUGGGCCACGCUGGGAACCUCCACAGUGAGCAGUCUGCCACCCAUGCUCCCACAGUCUAUGGGCCCAAGGCUUCCCCGCUUCUCUGGGGAAGACAGGGUGUCCUGGGGGGGGGUCUGGGCUGCCUCCACAGGUGUUUUGUGACACCCUUUCCCCUGCUGUCUGAAUCCACAAUUUUGUCUUCUUCAGUUGAGACCAAAGUAAUCUUUGACUCACAAGGUGAGUUUCCAAUUGGCCUUUGUUUAGCGAGCCGCCCUUCAUGGAACGCUGGGCCCCGCCUGCUGGCUGCCACUUAGCUCGCACUGGUUUUCGUGGGCAUUACUAAAGCUAUCGUAGAGGACCAGGUUAGCGUGUACUUCCAUGUCUUUGGGGAGCCAUGCUGCUUGAGGCAGACUCACCAUGUCAUGUAUCGCCCCCUCCUGGACUUUGGUGAGACACCAGGGGUGCUGCUGACCGCUGUGCCAGGUGCUGUAGCAGGCAUGGAUUGGGCAGAACUGCCCCCCACCCCAAGGCAAACCGAGUCUAGGUGGUUUAUGACUGUGCCAACUGUGGUUGUGCGUCCGUGUGUGUCCAUGUGCCCCCCAGGAAGCAGGGCCUGAGUUAUUGGAUCAGAGGCCAGAAGGUAUGUGGCUUGCUCAUCUGUUACGAUAACAUGCUUUUCUAAACCGGCUUCAUUUGUUGAUUCAUUUAUGCCUCCAUUUGUAGACUGUUUUUGUUCCUUUCCAUUCACUUUGUACUCAUUUUUUUCCCCAUUAAAUUUUGGCAUUUCUUUUGA
Messenger RNA from Ochotona princeps (American pika), 4289 nucleotides. It is a transcript of the gene SEPTIN8, whose product is annotated as septin 8. Gene Ontology annotation, molecular function: GTP binding; molecular adaptor activity; GTPase activity. Lineage: Eukaryota; Metazoa; Chordata; Mammalia; Lagomorpha; Ochotonidae. The transcript has 10 exons. Gene Ontology annotation, biological process: cytoskeleton-dependent cytokinesis. The coding region runs from base 251 to 1534 and encodes 427 amino acids. The record is from RefSeq and is a predicted model, not a curated record. Gene Ontology annotation, cellular component: cell division site; septin complex; septin ring.